UUCAAAUUUAAAUCAAAAUUUCCACCACCAUCAACUCUGCCCUAUGAUAAAGCUAAUGCAGAUACUUUUCUGCCAUCUGCUGGUAUACACCAAAAAGACAACCGCCAAGAAUAUUUCCAAUAGUUUAUAAGGUGUCAGACACUGUCUACUGGAGGUAGUUGUGCAAGACUUUGUGUCACCAGCCACACCUUUCCACGCCCCUUCGACAAGUGGUGAUUACACCAAAGCCAGGCUCGGAGCUAUAAGCAGGUUGACUUUGGUUAUGGGGUUAGAAUCUACAGGGGAGCUCAAGUGUCAGGUCAUAUUGAAACAUGUUGGGAACAGCCUUUUUGCUUCUUAAUGGACUGCUUCUACUUCUACUUCUUUACACCACUCGCAGAAGAAAUAAAAAUGAGCCUCCUCUUGAUAAGGGCUCCAUCCCGUGGCUCGGCCAUGCUUUUGAGUUUUUAAAGGAUCCUGCAAAAUUUUUGGCACGCAUGAAAGACAAACAUGGAGACAUCUUCACGUUUCGUCUCGCUGGCAUUUAUGUGACAGUGCUGUUGGAUCCAAACUCCUUUGAUGGUGUCUUGAAUGAUGACACCAACAGCUUUGACUUCAACAAUCGCAGAGGCCAGCUCUUGAAAAGGAUCUUCAACCUGCAGCUCCCAGGCGACUAUCCUUCUUCUGAAAAAAAAUGGAUGGAAAAACAUUUUCACGGUGUCAAUCAGCUGAAGCUCAGCACCUCCAUGACUGCUCACCUUUCCGACGUGAUGCUGAAAAGUUUUGAACCCCGCAGCCCGUCACAGUGGAGAGAGGAUGGAUUAUUUGAGCUCUGUUACAGUCUUCUUUUCAGGGCUGGAUAUCUCACAUUGUUUGAGAGGAAGGAUGAUGUCGAUGCCGUCUACCGGGAGUUCCGCAAGUUUGAUGAGCUACUCACCAAACUGGCUCGAGGUUCACUGAAACGAGAGGAAAGAAGAGUGGUCGCCACGUCCCAGGAUCGACUGUGGGACCUGCUGUACUCAGGUCGUGUGAACGGUUCCUGGCAACAGAGCUACGUUCAGUUCCUGGAGGAAAUGGGGGUAGAUGCAGACAUGCAGAAGAAAGCGCAACUGCUGCAGCUGUGGAACACCCAGUGCAAUGCUGGACCGGCUGCCUUCUGGGUCCUCGGCUUCCUGCUCACUCACCCUGAGGCAAUGGAGGCUGUUAAGUCAGAGAUCAGAGGCCUUCCUUCUCUCCAGGAUACUUCCCUGCAGCGACGCCCCUUGAACCAGCUGGAAGCACAGAGCACACCUGUGUUUGAUAGCGUUUUGAGUGAGACCUUACGGCUCACUGCCGCAGUAAUGAUCAAUAGAGAAGUUGUUAAAGACAAGAUCCUUCGGAUGGCCAAUGGAAAGGAGUACCACCUCAGACGUGGGGAUCGAGUGUGUCUGUUUCCUUUCCUCAGCCCUCAGAUGGACCCACAGAUUCAUGAAGAACCACAGAUGUUCAAGUAUGAUCGAUUCCUAAAUGAAGAUAAAACGGUGAAGAAGGAAUUCUACAAGAACGAGAAAAAGCUGAAGUACUUCACCUUGCCUUGGGGCGCGGGGAAGAGCAUCUGCGUCGGAAAGGAGUUUGCUGUUACAGCCAUUAAACAAUUUGUGUUCCUGUUUUUGACCCACUUUGAUCUGGAGCUUUGCAGCCCCAACGAUAAACUUCCACCAGUUAAUCCCAGUCGCUUUGGCUUCGGGAUGCUCCAGCCAGAUGGAGAUCUGCGGGUGAAAUUCAGACUCAAGACGAUGCAGCAUGAAAUGUGAAGUGUUGUAAAGCUUCACAAUGUCUUGUUUGAUAAACUUUGUUUUGGUUGAAUGUGGAA
Molecule: messenger RNA, 1831 nt
Organism: Poecilia latipinna (sailfin molly)
Lineage: Eukaryota; Metazoa; Chordata; Actinopteri; Cyprinodontiformes; Poeciliidae
Product: prostacyclin synthase-like
Exons: 11
Coding region: 312-1772 (486 amino acids)
Biological process (GO): prostaglandin biosynthetic process
Molecular function (GO): heme binding; iron ion binding; oxidoreductase activity, acting on paired donors, with incorporation or reduction of molecular oxygen
Source: RefSeq, a predicted model, not a curated record